Molecule: messenger RNA, 1929 nt
Organism: Pungitius pungitius (ninespine stickleback)
Lineage: Eukaryota; Metazoa; Chordata; Actinopteri; Perciformes; Gasterosteidae
Gene: vdac3
Product: voltage-dependent anion channel 3
Exons: 10
Coding region: 121-1092 (323 amino acids)
Biological process (GO): monoatomic anion transmembrane transport
Cellular component (GO): mitochondrial outer membrane
Molecular function (GO): voltage-gated monoatomic anion channel activity
Source: RefSeq, a predicted model, not a curated record
CGGCCGGAGGUCUGCCUCACGCAUGCGCAUUGCCUGCUGUGUGAGCUGUCUCCUUCACUGCGCCCCGCUGCUCCGAACAGCCCCUCACACUUUGCACGCUGCGCCCCCCCCGACAAAGACAUGGCAGAGAAAGGAGCAGUGUGCGAGGUACCGCCAGGCGAGGCAGGGAAAGGCAAGCGGGUGGUGAACAAAGGCCACUGUGGGACAUGUCAGCAGCGCGUUCCCAAGGGACAUGGCACAAUGGCCGUUCCUCCUGCAUACUCCGACUUAGGGAAGGCUGCCAAGGACAUCUUCAACAAGGGCUUCGGAUAUGGAGUUCUCAAGCUGGACAUUAAGACCAAGUCCCAGAGUGGUGUUGAGUUUUCCACCUCUGGCUCCAACAACACCGACACGGGGAAGUCGGGAGGCCAACUGGAGACCAAGUACAAAAUGAAGGCGCUUGGUCUCAACUUCAACCAGAAAUGGAACACAGACAACACUCUCAGCACAGAGAUCACCAUGGAGGACCAGCUGGCUUUGGGCUUGAAGCUCGGUCUGGACGCCUCCUUUGUGCCCAACACUGGCAAGAAGAGUGCCAAGCUGAAGUCUGCCUACAAACAGGACUUUGUGAAUGUGGGCUGUGACCUGGAGUUCGACGUGGCUGGUCCCACCGCCCACGCCGCCGCCGUGCUGGGCUACGAGGGCUGGCUGGCAGGCUACCAGUUGGCUUUUGACACGGCCAAAUCCAAACUGACCCAGAACAACUUUGCCCUCGGAUACAAAGCCGGUGACUUCCAGCUUCACACCAACGUCAACGACGGCACCGAGUUUGCGGGCUCCGUUUACCAGAAGGUGAACAGCAACUUGGAGACAGCGGUCCACUUGGCCUGGACGGCCGGCAGCAACAACACCCGCUUUGGAAUCGGAGCCAAAUACCAGCUGGACAAGGACGCCUCGCUGUCUGCCAAAGUCAACAACGCCUGCCUCGUUGGAGUUGGCUACACACAGAACCUCAGGCCAGGAGUGAAGCUCACCCUCUCUGGUCUGCUCGAUGGGAAAAACGUCAACGGCGGCGGGCACAAAGUGGGCUUGGGCUUUGAGCUGGAGGCGUAGGGAGGUCAGCCGGAGACAGUGGAGGAAACACGGGGUACCGAAUGUGAACACACACACACAGCCACUCAGAGACCCCGACACACACACACUUUUGCCUUAUCCCUUGAACCCAAAGCCAGUCUUCAAACCCUCCAGUGCUGUAGUUUUGAAAGAACCAAGCAAUAUUGUUGUGAGGGUUCAUUUUAAAUCUAAAGUAAUCUGUUUUCUUACUGAAAUAAGACGUUAAGCACCUUUUCAUUUUGGGCUGUGUGGUCCGAAUGUUUUCGUCCAGGUGAACUUUUUAGAUUAUUAUAGGAAGCUGCUUUCAAUUUGUUGUGGUUUUGCUGCAUGCUUUCGAGGAUAGAGACAGUUUUCUUUCACAUGUCGCACAACAAGAUGCAAUAAAAGUUGGAGAAAAUGAGGCAGAAAAUAGAUCCUUCUGGGAUCUAGUGCUCUGUGAUUCCACUGUUUGACCUCACUUUCAGGUCUUUUUGGCAAAAAGGUUGACAGAAAUUGGAGACGGUUCCCUCUCUGUGUUGUGUAGCUUUUGGACCUUUACCACUACAUUUUGCUAAAUCUGUGCUGUGCUUUGUGUAAGAGAGUUAGUCAACUAUUAGGCCCGCAAACUGAUUUGAAAUAAAGAAUAUUUAACGCUAUGUAGUGUUUUUUUUAAAAAAAUUUUUAAAGUUUACUAAAGUAAAAUACUGUUCAACAUAUACUACUCAACAUUUUUUUACACCCAAAUAGACAUGGAAUUACAAAUACUUGACGUAUGUAGCACCUGUCAUUACUUCAUAAGAUCUACAUACUGUAGUCCAGUGGUGGAGUUAAACGAAACAGGUAACAGUUUUGCCACAA